Messenger RNA from Rosa chinensis, 4335 nucleotides. RefSeq lists its product as uncharacterized. Bases 1 to 4335 code for a protein of 1444 amino acids. The record is from RefSeq and is a predicted model, not a curated record. Gene Ontology annotation, biological process: DNA integration. The transcript is spliced from 10 exons. Gene Ontology annotation, molecular function: nucleic acid binding. NCBI's taxonomy places the organism in Eukaryota, Viridiplantae, Streptophyta, Magnoliopsida, Rosales, Rosaceae.
AUGUCUAGGAUUGGUCUGGAUACGAGAAGUGUUUUCAAGCACUUCAACUCGUUUAUGCAUACAAGGAAAAAUCCAAAAGGCGAGCUUGUUCCUUUUGAUCCUGAACUUCUGAAAACAAUUCGAAGCAAAAACAAGUUGAAGGAAGCAAGCUCGUCUUCACCAAAAGAAGAAGAAGAAGUGUACGACAUCUCAUCACUCUUUCAAGAGCAAGUUUCAACGCCAACACCUCCACCAAUGGCUCUCACCAUUAGGCAACUUUCAACUUCUGUGAUUCCACCAGGUGGUGUCCCCACUUGUAUAACCUACCCUGAUGCAGUUGAAGGAGCAACAGCUGACUUUGAGUUGAACAUGAAGCCACAAGGAGCUGAUGAGCAAAUCUUGAAGUUGAAAGCCUUCCCAUUUUCGUUGGCUGACAAGGCAAAGCAAUGGCUUUAUGAGUUGCCAAGUGGACGCAUCACAUCUUGGGCAGACAUGAUGAAAGCAUUUUUGGAAAAAUAUUUCCCUACAUCUCGGAUCAUCAUGCUUAGGAAGAAGAUAAGUGGAAUUCAACAAGGGCAAGAUGAGUCCUAUGCAGAGUAUUAUGAAAGAGAUAUGCUCGAUGCAGCUUCAGGAGGAUCAUUUGUUGACAAGGAACCUGCAGCUGGAAUGAUCUUAAUUGAGAAUAGGGCCCUGAAUCAACAACAAUAUGGCGGUUCCAAGUCCACCCAUACACGUGAAAAAGUUAAUGAGGGAAUGAAGGGACAAGUUAUGAACCAAAAUCAAAUGCAAAAUCAAACCAACAAUUUGAUGCAAGGUCAGAAUCUCAUGCAAAAGAGGAUGGACGCAAUGGAGAAACAGCUUGGUCACGUGGUUGAUUUUAUGACAAAAGGCCCUGAAGGUGGUAAGCUGCCAAGUAAUACUAUUCCAAAUCCAAAGGGGGGCUUUGAAUCUGCCAAUGCCAUCACCACUAGAAGUGGAAGGAUCAUCAAUGACGUCCCCAAGGCACAAAUGCACACCACCGUGCACAUUGAUGAAGAACAGGAAACACCAAUUUCGAAGAGGAAGGAAAACAAUGGCCCAGCGACUUCCAGGAUUGAAACUGACUUAGCAAUCCCAGACCCUGCUACGUCCAGGAUUGAAGGCUCAUUGCAAUCCCCAACAAAACCAGAAACCAAAGGUAAAGUGUCUAACUCUUCAAUUCCGGUUAAUACUAAUGCUUUCCUUUCUCCUAUGCCUUUUCCUCGCAGAUUUGCUAAGUCCAAACAAGAAGAAAGCGACAUGGCUGUUUUGGAUACCUUUAAAAAGGUGCAAGUCAACAUUCCCCUUCUUGAAGCUAUAAAGCAAGUGCCCAAAUAUGCAAAAUUUUUGAAGGAACUUUGUACAACAAGAAGGAGAAUUCGAGAAAAGGAGGUUGUGAAGGUGAAUGAGAAUGUCUCAGCUGUUAUUCAAAGGAAACUUCCCCCAAAAUGCAAAGAUCCUGGAAGCUUCACCAUUCCUUGCGUUAUUGGUAACACUAGAUUUGAGAAUGCCAUGUUAGAUCUAGGUGCAUCUAUAAAUGUUAUGCCUUAUUCUGUUUAUGCAUCUUUAGGUCUAGGUACACUUAAAACUGAUAACGUAAUUAUUCAAUUGGCGGAUAGAUCUAAGGCCUUUCCGAAAGGAUUGUUGGAAGAUGUGCUUGUGCAGGUUAAUCACUUGAUCUUUCCCGCGGAUUUUUAUAUCUUGGACAUGGAGGAAUCCACCAUAAACCCAACGCCACUUUUGUUGGGUAGACCUUUCAUGCGGACUGUUAGGACAAAAAUUGACGUCUAUGCUGGCUCUCUAACCAUGGAAUUUGAUGGAGAUGUGAUAGGAUUCAACAUCUUUGAGGCUAUGAGGUAUCCAAUUGAAUUUGAUUCAUGUUUUUCUAUUGACAUACUUGAUACUCUUGCACAGAAGGUUUUGGAAGCAAUAAGAGAAGAUACGUUGAUCACAACCAUUGAGCAAGGCGUUGGUUACACCCAUGAUGGCGUCAUAAUUCCCAUGAAGAAACUUCAGGAAACGUUGGACCCUCAAAUAUUUGAGGACGUUUCUUCCGUUGAAACUCAUCUACGUUAUGAAGGUAAACCUCCUUCCCCUUUGUCAAUUCAGUUAUCUACUAAUAAACCUCUUCCUUCAGUGAUUCAGGCCCCUACACUUGAACUCAAACCAUUACCGGAUCAUUUGAAGUAUGUUUAUUUGGGAGAUGACAAAACAUUGCCUGUCAUAGUCUCAUCCAAGUUGACGCCAUCUCAAGAAGAAGAACUUGUUAAAGUGCUAAAGAAACACAAGACUGCAAUUGGAUGGACAUUAGCUGACAUCAAGGGAAUAAGCCCCACCACUUGUGUGCAUCGAAUUCUUCUUGAGGAGGACAGUAAAUGGGUCUCACCAGUCCAAGUUGUGCCAAAGAAAUCCGGAAUUACGGUCGUGAAGAAUGAAGAGAAUGAACUUGUGCCCCAAAGAACCGUGACUGGCCAUAGAGUCUGCAUCGAUUAUAGGAAGCUUAACGCCACCACCAGGAAAGACCACUUCCCUUUACCCUUCAUCGAUCAAAUGCUUGAAAGGGGAAUAGAAGUAGAUAAAGCUAAAGUUGAUCUUGUUCGCUACUUACCCUCCCCCACUUCUGUGAGAGAGGAGGUGACGUUUGAAUGGAAUGCGGACUGCCAAGUUGCGUUUGAACAAUUAAAGGAGCUUUUGACCUCUGCUCCUAUCAUGCUUCCUCCGGAUUGGUCCUUACCAUUUGAGCUCAUGUGUGAUGCUUCUGAUUAUGCAGUAGGCGCAGUGCUUGGCCAAAGAAAAGAGAAAAAGCCUUAUGCCAUCUACUACGCCUCUCGGACUUUGAAUGAUGCUCAAUUGAAUUAUUCGACUACAGAAAAAGAAUUAUUAGCUGUUGUUUUUGCUUUGGAUAAAUUUAGAUCUUAUUUACUUCAAACUAAAGUUGUUAUUUAUACUGAUCAUGCAGCUUUGAAGUAUUUACUCUCAAAGAAGGAAGCGAAACCGAGGCUAAUUCGAUGGAUUCUUCUUCUACAAGAAUUUGAUGUCGAAAUUAAGGACAAAAAGGGGAGUGAAAAUGUUGUUGCAGAUCAUUUGAGCCGCCUUGUACAUGGUGAGGACGCCAUACCUCUUAUGGAAACUUUUCCGGAUGAACAACUCUUCGGAAUUGAGGUAAGUGAACCUUGGUAUGCAGACAUAGUCAAUUUCUUAGUCACUAAAAAAAUUCCAAACACGCUGUCAAGCUCUAUGCAUGCAAAACUUAAAAAGAAUGCUAGGCAAUAUGUUUGGGAUGAUCCUUAUCUUUGGAAAUUUUGUGCGGAUGGUAUAAUUCGACGUUGCGUGCCUGAAAGGGAGUUUACUCAUAUCUUGACAUUUUGCCAUUCUGAAAAUUGUGGGGGUCAUUUUGGUUCUAAGAAAACUGCUCUUAAGGUGUUGGAAUCUGGUUUUUAUUGGCCUAGUUUAUUUAAGGAUGCUUAUGCUUUUCGUUUUCUUUAUAUUCUUCUCGCUGUGGAUUAUGUCUCAAAAUGGGUGGAAGCACAAGCCACCCGGACUAAUGAUUCCAAAGUUGUUGCAGAUUUUCUUCGAUCUAAUAUUUUCUCUAGGUUUGGAAUGCCUCGAGCAAUCAUAAGUGAUGGAGGAUCGCACUUCUGCAAUAGAUCAAUUGAAGCCUUGCUUAGAAAGUAUAAUGUGACGCACAAGGUGUCAACGCCAUAUCAUCCACAAACUAGUGGACAAGCAGAAGUGUCAAAUCGUGAAAUCAAGAAGAUUUUGGAGAAAACAGUUAGCCCCAGUCGCAAGGAUUGGAGUCAAAGGCUAGAUGAUGCCUUGUGGGCGUACCGGACAGCGUAUAAGACGCCAAUAGGAAUGAGUCCCUUUAGGUUGGUGUAUGGAAAAGCUUGCCAUCUACCCGUGGAAUUGGAACAUCGAGCUUGGUGGGCUGUGAAGAGCUUUAAUAUGGAUUUAGAUGACGCUGGGAUUCAUAGAAAGCUUCAAGUGAAUGAGUUGGAAGAACUACGUAAUGAUGCGUACGAGAGUUCCCGGAUUUAUAAAGAGAAAACUAAGGCCUUUCAUGACAAGAUGAUUCGUGGGAAAACAUUCAUAGCAGGCCAAAAAGUUUUAUUGUUUCACUCUCGUCUCAAACUCUUUCCCGGUAAGCUUCGCUCACGAUGGGUUGGUCCUUUUGUUGUUACUUACGUUUUUCCCCACGGAGCUGUGCAAAUUCGAAGUGAGCAAACAGGCCAUGAGUUCAAGGUGAAUGGCCAUCGAUUGAAGCCAUACUACGCAGCCUUUAAGGAGAGCAACGUAGAGGAAGAAGACCUUCAUGACACACCUCCUCUCAUAGAUUAA